Molecule: messenger RNA, 4347 nt
Organism: Psilocybe cubensis
Lineage: Eukaryota; Fungi; Basidiomycota; Agaricomycetes; Agaricales; Agrocybaceae
Product: Flap endonuclease GEN-like protein 1
Exons: 19
Coding region: 1-4347 (1448 amino acids)
Molecular function (GO): DNA binding; crossover junction DNA endonuclease activity; 5'-flap endonuclease activity
Source: RefSeq, a predicted model, not a curated record
AUGGAUGGUACUUCUUUUGAGCCUGAUCCCCUACUUUCUGAACACAAUGAUUUGCUUUAUCCAUCCCGGACCUUGGAUGGCACAGUUGUCUCAACUCUUGAAGAGUACUCUGCAGCACUUGACACUAUACGACGGAAAGAGCGUUUGAGGGAAGCAUGCAGCAACCUCCAUCUUUCAGUCCCUAAAAGUGCUAAUUUAGAGCGCCUUCGUUCAGCUCUCAAAUUAUACUGGUUUCCGCUGGAUAGCAGUGCCGAUACUGCACCUACUACUAUCAAUACUGUGAAUGAAGCCACCGAAAAUCAAGCUGACAUUGAAGAUCAACAUCUUUCCGCACAAUCCCACAAUAUCAUUGACGAUGGAGCUCUUAUUUCACACUUUUCGGUUGAAGGUGCAGCAGCUGAUGAAAUACUAGGAUACGACGAGGACAAUGAGUUACUUGAUGAGGAUGAUGAAUUUGGAGAAGAUCUCGACAACAAUGAAGACGACAUCAUGGAUACUAGCGAUGACUUUGAACAAUUUGUUACUCAGACACGGGUUGACGAGGCUAAAAGAUCGGAGAAAAAUCGACGAGCAGGUGGCGUAAAAACACAGUCGGCAGUUGUAAGAGACUGGAAGAUGUUUUGUCGCCAAGCAUUGGACAAGGGUGAAAUUCAAGAUGACAUAGUUGACUGUCAUCAUCUGCUCCUGUAUAUUCGACAUUCAGCAGAGCGUCCAAAGCGUACUCGCAAGGGUCUUGAUAUUCCGGGUACUUAUCUUGGUGCUUCCCAGUUGAAGAAACUCUACUUUGGUGCAUUACGGAUUCGAAAAAUGCAAGAGGCCCUCGAUCCAACACUUGAAAAAACUCGGCCCGCUAAGUCUAUUCACGUUUGGGACUGUAUAAAAGGAAGGAUGAAUGAAGCCUUAAAUCGUAGUCGAAAUGGCUUAAUUCCAGGAGAGGAUGCUCCUGAUAUUGUUGCCAACACGUUUCUGGCAAGUGUAACCGAAGAGCAAAUGGCCAAAAUAGGUGGAGGGUUUUUGAUGCAUCGGGAAUACAAUUCACUUUGGGUUGAGCUUGAUGAGAUCUUCCAAGUGCGAUCUGUCAUUAAUGGACAUCUUGCAUGGGCAGCCCAAAAUGCUUCUGGGAAUCGAGGAGACGACUUUCGUGCACUCAAACUUGCGGAACUACAACCAUAUGUUUUUCUUCACCCCAAUAAAGAAACUGCAGUUGAAUGUGUCCUGGGACUUCAAGGCGAAGAGAAAGCUGCUGCUAACCGUGGAUUGCGUACAAAAGUUAAUCCGGUUUACACAGUAUUUAUUGCACAUAAAGAUCCAACAAUAUGCCCGCUUGGUGCCUUUGCGUUUUAUCAUCAUUUCAUCCAUGAUGUAAAGAAGCUUACCGAAGAACUUGAUGUUGAUUGGUCAAUCAACAAAAGUUGGAGACAAGUCCGUGUUUUGCAUGGCAAGACUUCUCCAACAACCCCUUACCACGAACAGAGUUUGUAUAACCUUUACGUCAAGGCCUUCUCACAGGCCAAUUUUAUUUCAAAAAUCAAGGCUCACCUUCCUCGCCAUAUUCUUGGUUAUAGCCAAGAGAAGAUGGGCGUCGAUGGGGUACACACAUCAAGAUUGGGAUGGGUUCGUGGUGAAACAUACUUUGAUACAUACGCUCCAGCAAUUCCAAAAGAGGCCGUUCUCGGUGCUCAUGGAUACAAAACACAUGAAGUAUAUGACCCUCUGUGGCGACGUGUCCAUGUUCCAGAGGCAUUUUUAAACUUGGUAUGCCCUAUCGCCGAGGAUAUUCAUGCCAAAAUUGUGGGAAGAGCCAAUUUGUCGGGUGCAGCCAAUUAUUGGGCAAUGUGUGGUGCUGCAAUUUACCAGAAGUAUCCUGAAUCCGCAUUAUUUCGGCUUCCAGCUUUAGCAAAUCCCCAGGUCCAACACUGGAUGAAAACCGAGUAUCCAACAAGCCUUGCUCACUUACAAGCUAACGCAGGAAGUACAGUGGAUUUGGAACGUAUACAAAACAACCUUCUUCGCCUAUCUCUUGAAGAAAUGAGGGCGCUUUUAGCAACCCAGGCAGCAGAAUUGAAGGAAAUGCGUCUUUUAAUUCAGCGCCGUACUGAUGUUCUUUCUCCAACCAAGGGAUUCUCAAAUUUGUCAUAUCAACAUAGUUUAAACGUCUCCAAAGUCCCGCAACCUGUAUUUACGCUAGCUGUGCCAGAGAGUCCACUGGCUAACAAAUCUGCCGGUCAUAGUGCUACUAAAAAUAGCGAUGAUACGGGAAUUUAUGUUUUGAAUGCUCCAAAUGAUAGCAAACAACCGGGAAGCCCACUUCGCGCCUUUGCAAAUGGAUCACCAAAGGUUUCUUCUGAAUCCCGUUCGCGGACACAAGUUGAUCUUGUAUUGCCCCAUGUUGACGCUUUCUCAAACCCUGGUGGACCACAACUGUUUUGGCCGCCUGUUCUUGGUCAGAAAUCAGUGACGUGGGAGCAAGUCUUUAGACUUAUCAAGCGACCCGAACUGUUAUGGGAUGCAUGGUGUCCAUCAAAGACCCUUAACAAAUAUACACUCAAUGAACAGUGGACAUGUUACAAUUCUGGCGAGCCGGUUUUUAAUGCUUCGGGUACUCAGACAGGUAUCAAGCCUCCACUUCAGCAAGUUGAGCUGCACUUUCAGUCAGCAUGGCGAACUAAACCAGCAGCACGUAAGGCGUGGCAGCGCUUUCGCGAAAUUCCGGAGUUUAUUCAUUCCGAGUCUACUUUACGUGGUGUAUCCCCACAAAUUGUAAUCGAAGAGCUUGAAAAAUCUGCUACAGGGGGCAAUGGCAGAGUGAAGGGACUCUCAGCAAUCACUGAUGAAAUCUAUGCACAACGCAUAGCAAAGGCGCAAGCAUCAAAAGAUACAAUCAAAGAAGCGGAAAGCAGGAUCUCAAUUCUCUCUACUGCUCUUGACCAUCGAGAGAGUUCCGGAAAAAUUGCGAUGAAGCUUGGGGUUGAUAUAAGCACACUUAUGAGCGAGUGUGUUGCAGCACUACAGGGACCAACAAUCAGUGGCCAAUUCUAUGGCGGUGCACUGCACAUUCUAUUCAUGAAAAUGUGUGAAUUCAUCAAAUAUCCCUUGACUCUAGUAUUUGUUUAUGAUGGCCCUGGUCGACCUCUCAUAAAACGCGGGACUAAUGUUCGUGUAAACCAAAGCCCAUUUUGGACCAAUCCAUCUAAAGAUAUCAUUCGGGCAUUCGGAUAUCACAUACACCAGGCGCCCGGAGAGGCUGAAGCGGAAUUAGCUAUGCUAAACCGUAGAGGAUUGAUUGAUGGAAUCAUCACUAACGAUAGUGAUGUUUUUGUCUUUGGCGCACAAACAGUAUACCGCACCAUUCCAACCAAGGAAAGACAUUUUGAAGAUGAAAUGAUUGCCUACACGUACUCGCAUCUUUUGGAUUUAGGAUUAACAUCCGGUGGACUUGUUUUAUUUGCCCUAGUCUGUGGUGGCGAUUACGAUUGCGCGGGUCUCAAAGGAUUUGGGCCGUCCCAUGCACAUGCUCUUGCAUCGUGCGGAUUUGGGGAUCAGCUUGUCAAAGCAUUCCAGACGUUAAGCGGUGUUGCUCUUCAGGAUUUUCUCAACCACUGGCGCACAGAAAUCAAGCAUGAAUUAUUGACAAAUUCCCAUGGCCAUCUACAUAGCCGUUCACCUGUCCUGUCCGAACGUCUCACAGAAUCUUUCCCCGACCUUGACAUUCUUGAUCUUUACUUGAAUCCACUAACUUCUGCCCCAGGUCAAAAAUUUCAACCGUGGAUUUUACAAGAGCCAUCAGUUCCCGGCCUAAUUGAUGUUUCGUCGACACACUUGGGAUGGCGAUCCGAGGAUGUACUCAGGAAAAGGUUCAAAGCCAAGGUUUGGGAGGGUAUUUUUCUUCAAAUGCUUUAUUCUCCCCUCAUAUUAUACGACUCUUCCCGGAAACUUUUCGCUACGCCAAAUACCCAAGCUUUGGUUCUGACCUGUAAAUUGCUCAAGCGCAAAGGCUGUGUACAACCCAACGCUUCAGAGUUACAUGCCCGAUUGCUUGUGUCGGCUCAGAACUUCGUCACAUUGAUGGGUUUCCACUCAAACCAAUCCAAUGAGGUUGACCAAUUUCGAGUCUGGGUUCCUCGGAGUAUUUUGCCCCAGGAGUUACAUACUACAGUCGAAGGUUCUCAAUCCGUAACAAGAAUGAAGAUAAAUCCCAGUCGAAGGCGCAGACCCAGCAGCAGCAGCUCCACGAUGGAAGAACAAAACAAUUCCAUUCGGCAUUUUGAGGUCAUUGAUUUGACUGACGAGACCGAGGUCUCGAACAUUCAAUCUACAUCCAAUGUUAUUGAUCUGACUCAGGAUUAA